CUGAUAUUUUAUGGCUUGUGUGGGAGGAAGAAAGUGUCUCUGCUUGCGGUAGGUGGGGCCGUCAGGUGAACUGUCAAAACUUGCUUUCCUGUUUCUUGAGUUGGCUGAGUUUGCUGUUGGUUUAUACGUUCACACAUCUUACUGAAAUACCAUUCUUCUAUUCUCAACAAACCUUUUGAACUUAUCACUUUUAGAAGAUGUCAAUCACGGUGUAUUUCAGCAGUGUGAGUGGCUCUAGAGAGGUAAAGCAACAUCAGUCUGAGAUUUUCCAGUUCCUGGAUUCUAAGAAGAUCAAGUACCGUACUUUAGACAUCACAUCAAGCACUGACGUGAAGGAAGAGAUGAGGAAGAAAGUGGGAAACCCCUCAGCGAUGCCACCUCAGGUCUUUAAUGGGGACAAAUACUGUGGGGACUAUCAGAAGUUUUUUGAUGCGGUGGAGGAUGGGAAAGCAGAGGCAUUCUUCAAACUCUGAGCUACUAUAAGCACUAAAUCCUUGCAUUUUUAAAGGCCAAUUCACAGCGCACAGACAAACGCCAACAGACACCAACAAACAAGUUGGCAGUUGGAUUUAGACAAUUAUGAUAAAUAAUUGUCAUGUUCACACUGCCCCAACAGACACCAACAAACACUGAUUGAACAUGGUUAGUCAGGUGAAAACAAACUCCAACCAACUCCAACAGACGCCAACAGGAGUAACACACUGAUCAGACAAAACCCAACAAACGUGUUUGUUGGUGUUUGUCUGUGCGGUUAAGAGAGAAGAUUUUAUAUGUUAAGGAAAUACAUAUUUUGCAUCAUUAAAUGAAAAAAAAAAAAAAAAAAAAAAAAAAAAGAUUUUCUAUCAAGUGUAUCUCUGCCACAAGUUUAUAUCUAUGAGUAUCUCAUCGCAUUUUAGGGUAAAGUUGAGCAACUUCCCAAUUUGUCCACUAGGGUGCAGUAAUGUCUUAAAUACUUCAAAUAUUUGAUACUCUUAUUAUUGAUGCAUUUAAUCCAUCUGCUGCAUUUUUAAAGGUGACUGUCAUUCAGAUUAAUAUAUUUUAUUAAGUUUAUUUUGCAUUAUGCACUAAACAGUGUUAAAUAUAUCAAAUAAUAUGACUAAA
Ctenopharyngodon idella (grass carp) is the source of this 1101-nucleotide messenger RNA. RefSeq lists its product as uncharacterized. The transcript is spliced from 3 exons. NCBI's taxonomy places the organism in Eukaryota, Metazoa, Chordata, Actinopteri, Cypriniformes, Xenocyprididae. Bases 198 to 473 code for a protein of 91 amino acids. The record is from RefSeq and is a predicted model, not a curated record. Gene Ontology annotation, cellular component: cytoplasm.